CUGACUCAGUAUGUCAUAUUUAACAAGAGGCCAGAGCUUGUCCAAAAUGGCUGUCCAAAAACGACCCCACACUUGCAUUAGAAGAUGAUGCCUUUUUCAGGGACUGUUUUCUCUCUUGGCGCCUGUCCCGCUGGCUCUCUGUCUGCCUGUGUCCCUGACCAUGGCUCCCUGCAGUACCCUUUAACGAUUUAUCAGCAAGACUGUUGAACACAUAACUGCCCAAGAUGCCCGUCCCUCCCCCUCCAGCACCCCCGCCGCCCCCAACAUUUGCACUGGCCAAUACAGAGAAGCCUACGUUGAAUAAGACAGAGCAGGCUGGGAGAAAUGCUCUCCUUUCUGAUAUCAACAAAGGGAAGAAACUGAAGAAGACGGUCACCAAUGACAGAAGUGCACCAAUAUUGGACAAACCUAAAGGAGCUGGAGCUGGAGGUGGUGGUGGCGGUAGCGGCUUUGGUGGAGGAAGUGGUGGCGGAGGCGGUGGAAGUUUUGGAGGGGGCGGACCUCCAGGUCUGGGAGGACUGUUCCAGGCUGGAAUGCCGAAGCUGAGAUCCACGGCCAACAGGGAUAAUGAUUCUGGAGGAAGCCGACCACCAGUUUUGCCACCAGGAGGAAGAUCGACAUCUGCCAAACCUUUUUCGCCCCCAGGUGGCCCAGGGAGGUUUCCAGUGCCUUCCUCAGGCCACAGAAGUGGUCCCCCAGAGCCUCAGAGGAACCGAAUGCCACCCCCGAGGCCCGACGUGGGCUCAAAACCCGAUAGCAUUCCCCCUCCAGUACCUAGCACUCCAAGACCCAUUCAGUCAAGUCUGUACAACCGGGGGUCCCCACUAGGGCCCGGAGGCCCCAGGCAGCCCAGUCCCGGGCCGACUCCUCCUCCUUUCCCUGGAAACCGUGGCGCUGCUUUGGCAGGAGGCUCAGUGCGUCAGUCCUCCUCGAGCUCCUCUCCCUUCUCCAACCGGCCUCCCCUGCCGCCUACCCCCAGCAGGGCUUUGGAUGACAAACCCCCUCCGCCACCUCCUCCAGUGGGCAACAGGCCCUCCAUCCACAGGGAAGCGGUUCCCCCUCCUCCCCCUCAGAACAGCAAGCCUCCAGUGCCUUCCACUCCGAGGCCUUCCUCCUCCUCACAGGCCCCACCACCGCCGCCACCUCCCAGCAGGCCUGGGCCUCCUCCCCUGCCUCCAAGUUCCAGCGGCAGUGACGAAAUCCCAAGACUCCCACAGCGAAAUCUGUCCCUCACUUCGUCCACACCCCCCUUACCUUCGCCAGGACGUUCGGGUCCUCUUCCUCCCCCACCCAGCGAGAGACCCCCACCUCCAGUGAGGGACCCACCAGGCCGAUCAGGCCCCCUCCCACCACCUCCUCCAAUAAACAGAAACGGCAGCACAUCUCGGGCCCUGCCUGCCACCCCUCAGUUGCCAUCCAGGAGUGGAGUAGAUAGUCCCAGGAGUGGACCCAGGCCUCCCCUUCCUCCUGACAGACCUAGUGCUGGGGCACCUCCCCCACCUCCACCAGCAACAUCUAUUAGAAAUGGCUACCAAGACUCCCCAUGUGAAGAUGAGUGGGAAAGCAGAUUCUACUUCCAUCCGAUUUCCGAUUUGCCACCUCCAGAGCCAUAUGUACCAACGACCAAAAGUUAUCCCAGUAAAUUGGCAAGAAAUGAAAGCCGGAGUGGAUCCAACCGAAGAGAAAGGGGUGCUCCACCACUCCCUCCCAUCCCGAGGUGAUCUUUGCCUGUUCUUCUCUUUCUCUACCCGAGCUCAAGAGCUGCUUCUGUUGCUAUCGAAGAACUGCACACCCUCCUCCGCACUUCUUCCCUUGUGCCCCUCGUAUGGGCAGGAAGAAAGGUGGGAGAGUGAGUGGGAAUAUGCGUGUGUGGGGUGGGAAUCGGUAAGAAAUGCACCUAGCUUUUCAUAUUGUGUUUAUUCUCUAGGCUGUUGCUUGCUUCAGCUGCAGCCGGCCUGUGCUGGCUGCCUGGGUCGAUAGGCUUUUGUGGAAAUAGGCAGAAAUGAAUUGCAUCUCUGCUUUCAACCAACAAAAUUCAGACCUUCACUGCUUAUUUGCUACAGACUGUAAUUAUUGAAGUCCCUGAGAGCUGUUUUCUCCUUUCCUUUUUCGCAUGCUUGGCCUCCUAUGUCCAUGAACCACAAACCAACUAAGCAAGUUGCUGAGUAAGAGCUCACAGGAAACUUUUGCAGUCACAGGAUGUCCAACCUUUGGCAGUCUGAGCUCAGCUCUAGGACAGAGCUGUCCAAUAGAAAUAUAAUGUGAGCCCCAGAUGCAAUUUUUAAAUUUCUAGUAUAUUUUAAACAAGUGAAGUUAAUAUUUUAUUUAACCCUAGGCAUCCAAAAUAUUUCAACCUGUAAUCAACAUAAAAAUUUUAAUGAAAUAUUUUAUAUUCUUUCUUGGUACUAAAUCUUCAAAAUCCAGAGUAUAUUUUAUAUUUACAGCACAUCUCCAUUCAGACUAGUCACAUUUUUAAGUGCUCAGUAGCCAUAUGUGGCUGGUGGCUACCGUGUUAGACAGCACGAGUCUGGAAGAUGGAAGCUAGUGCAGAAACCUCUUGUUUCAAAAACAAAAAAAGGCAAGAUGGGCUUGAGUGAUUCAAGAGGCAACUAAAAAUAAAAUUAGGACCCAGCACCUUGUUUGACAGACAGUUCGACCUUCAAUUUUGCUCCCUUAUUUUCUCUCUUCCCUUAAUAUCUGUGUACAAGUGUUGCUUCACGGUACCAAGGUCAAAACUGAUGGAGUACAGUUUACUAAGGUCAUGUGGAAUAAAGCCAUUGGAAAGAAACAGAAAGCCUGUCAGGGCUUCCGGGCUCAGAACCAGCUGGCUCACACGCUCACUUGUCAGUUCGACUUGUGCCUUGUAAAUUGGAAGCAACUUUUGCUCCUCUCUGCCUGAGCAAGCUCCUGAGGUUAGGAGAGACUAGGAAGGUUUGGUAGAAGGGGAAGAAAGUCAGGGAAAGGUAUCAAAUCAGAAACAUGGAAGAAAGGAACAGAUUUGAAUUGGUGGGCAAAACUCUAAAAAUCUAAAUCUGAUGCUUAUGUAAGGGUUGAGCAAAUUAGGGAGAUUGCUAGCGGAAUUCCUGGUAGAAAUUGGAGGGAAUCUGUUUUGCAUCAUUUGUCUAGGAUCUAUGCAAGUACAUCUCUGCUAAAGGACCAUAGGGAAGGGCCAGCCUUGCCUUUUUUUAUAUGAUUUUGUUUACACUUUUUCUGAGAUUUUAAAUCUAGCUAUAGAGUUGGGGGGGAAAAAUAUUUCCACUUAUAUAUUUUAUAUGGUUAUGUUUAAAAUUACCAUUACUUGUUUUUUAAAAACACGUGACCACAUGUAUAUGUAUAUCUACCUAAACAUUGUAUCAUGGUUUCAGUGUGUUAUUCAUGUAUUACUGGGAGAUGCUAACAAGAAACCAACCCAAAGAAAAUCCUGAAAGAUGCAUUUCUAUUUAUAAAAUAAAUGUUUCAUUUAUAUAAAAGAAAAAGAACUUAAGAGUUCUAAUAAAUGGGAUGUCUAAUAAAUUAUGAAAUUACUGAUUUGAAUAUAUUAUAUUUUUAUAACUUCCUUGCCAAAGUCCUAGAUUUAGUACAUUAGAGAAUGUGUUUCCUCUCUCCUUUACCAUUAAUCUGUCUUCCAUACAGUCAUUUGGGCUUUUUACUCAAAGAGAAUAAAAAAAUAGUAAGGUGUAACAAGCUUGGCCAAGUGUUGGUUUAAAAAAAAAAUUAAUCUCUAGCAUUUUGGUAAUUGAGCAGCAUCAUUUAUUUGGGAUUCUUUGAUCUGACUUCAACAGUGAAAAACAUCCUUAUGAUAAAGCCAAAUGACCCACUUGACAAAAGAUGGAGUUUGCCCUUCCUAGAAAAUGUGGCGAAGAAAAGUCUGACCCAAAGAAAGUGGGUCUGAAUUUUAUAAGGGGUAGUAAGAAUUGGACAAUUGCUUUAUAUAUCUCAACUUUGCCGGUACCAUUCUAAAUUUGAAACAGAGUCAGAGCCCAAAGUUGCCAUUCAUCUGGAAUAGAGAUGUUUUAGUCUGUAUUUUUUAAGUGAAUGUUUCUUUAAUACACCUACACCCUUUCUUUUAAAGUUUGCAACCUAAUUGCAUCUAAAACUUUGAAUAAGUUCUGUGGUAAAAUCUUAAACUAUGGAAAAUCACAAAAAUGAAUAUUUUCUUCCCUGAAAUCAGAGCUUACAUGUGUAUUUUUUCCGUAAAAUUUCCAGAUAAAUGUAUUCAAUAUGUAAUACAGUAUUUUAACAUUCACCUAUUAUUUUAUAUUGAAAUGUAUUACAGUAUUAAAACUCAGUGUUCAGUAUUUAUUUCACUAUGCAUUUUAUUUAGUAAAAGCCAAGAAAAAUGUUUAAUAAUCCAAUGGUGCCUUACUUUGUGAUUUAAAAGAAAUCAACUUUUUUUAUGUCUAAGUAGCAGAUUGUUUGCGUAUUUGUAAAAACUGUUAGGUCUUUAUAUUUUAAAUUGUAAUACCAGUUUUGUUUAUUUUAGUAGCAGAAAUGGGAUAUUGUUAAAGUUCCCCAAAAAAUUUUGGCAUGAAAUUAAUUUUUCCCUCCUUAUAGUCAAGAACUGUAGAGGAAGAAAAAAAAAUUUCAUACCAUGCACUAUGUAAACAGACACAUUUUGGUAUCUGUGUCAUCAGGAUAAUGUAAAUGGUAGCAUAGAGACUACCCUAGACAUCUGGAUCUUUGUAAGUUAGCCAGACAAUAAAUAAAAGCAGAA
Molecule: messenger RNA, 4714 nt
Organism: Saimiri boliviensis boliviensis (Bolivian squirrel monkey)
Lineage: Eukaryota; Metazoa; Chordata; Mammalia; Primates; Cebidae
Gene: WIPF1
Product: WAS/WASL interacting protein family member 1
Biological process (GO): actin filament-based movement
Cellular component (GO): actin filament
Molecular function (GO): actin binding
Source: RefSeq, a predicted model, not a curated record